Lampris incognitus (smalleye Pacific opah) is the source of this 4146-nucleotide messenger RNA. RefSeq names its product tubulin folding cofactor D (gene tbcd). The record is from RefSeq and is a predicted model, not a curated record. Gene Ontology annotation, molecular function: GTPase activator activity; beta-tubulin binding. Gene Ontology annotation, cellular component: lateral plasma membrane. Gene Ontology annotation, biological process: adherens junction assembly; bicellular tight junction assembly; microtubule cytoskeleton organization. Lineage: Eukaryota; Metazoa; Chordata; Actinopteri; Lampriformes; Lampridae. The transcript is spliced from 39 exons. Bases 272 to 3847 code for a protein of 1191 amino acids.
GCAACCCAGAGAACAGGGGUGGACGGUUUUGAGUCGGGUUUUAGUAAGUUAUUUUUUAUUUUGCGACACUCAGUCUAUUUUUUUUUGGGAGAGAUGUUAUUAACUCGGGUUUUUCAAAACUAUGUCGUAUGUUUAUUAUAAGUCUUCGCACCCAUCCCGGCAUCGUUUCCACUAAGGGUUUUCCACUACCAGAGCUAACUAACGUAGGCUAGCUUCUGUGAGCUGCGUUUGAUAACGUCAACAUCUUAAAUCUUCAAAUAACCGUAGCAAAAUGGCGCUGACGGCGGCAGACACGGGAUUCAACAGGAACGAAGAGGAGGAACCCGACGUGAUUGCCAAAGCUAGCGUCUUGGGCGGCUUCAGUGAGAACGCGGAGGUCCGAGCACUGAUCGCCAGCCUGCCGGAGGUCCAGUGUGGCAUCAUAGCGCAGGAGUCUGCCAUAGAGAGGUUCCUGGUCAUAAUGGACAGGUACCAGGAACAGCCUCAUCUGCUGGAUCCACAUCUUGACUGGAUGUUAACCAUGAUGUUGGACUUGGUAAGGAGUGAGAAGUCUCCCCCUUCGCUGGUUCAUCUUUGCUUCAAGUUUCUCUACAUCAUCUCUAAGGUGAGAGGCUAUAAAAUCUUCAUGCAGCUCUUACCUCAUGAGGUGGUUGAUGUCCAGCCAGUUCUGGACCUGCUAUCCAGACAGGAUCCCAAAGACACUGAGAUUUGGGAAACACGUUACAUACUGCUAUUGUGGCUUUCUAUGACCUGCCUCAUACCCUUUGACCUGUCAUGCUUGGAUGGUAACCUGGAGUCUGACACUGCCCAGGCCAGAGAGUCCAUCAUGGACCGCAUCCUGGAUAUUGCUAAGUCUUAUUUAACCGUCAGUGAUAAGUCCAGAGACGCUGCAUCUGUACUGGUAUCAAAAUUUAUGACUCGUGCUGAUGUGAAGCAGAAGUACCUGGGAGAUUUCCUGGACUGGAGCCUCACCACCGUAUCUCAGACCAAUGACCAAACAGUGGGGUGCAUAGUAGUUCUUGAUGGAGCUCUGAAAUCUCUGGCACAGCUUUAUAAACAUGGAAAACGAGAUGAUUUGUUACAGUAUGCUGCUACAGUUUUGCAGUGUCUGGAACAGAAGCGCCUGUCUGAGAGCAGCGAGGCCACCCUAAGGAAACUGGGCAUCAAACUGACACAGAGGCUAGGCCUCACUUUCCUGAAGCCACGUCUUGCCAAGUGGAGGUACCAGAGAGGAAGCCGCUCCCUCACAGCCAACCUUGUCGCCUCUCAGUCUACUACAGCUGUUGAGGCUGUGAUUCCCGAUAUGGAGACACAGGACCAAGAGGAGGACUACGACAUCCCAGAGGAAGUGGAGAACGUCAUUGAUCAGUUGCUGGUGGGACUGAAAGACAAGGAGACAAUCGUUCGCUGGUCUGCAGCUAAGGGCCUUGGGAGGGUGACUGGGAGGCUUCCCAAGGAGCUGGCAGAUGAGGUGGUUGGAUCAGUACUGGACUGCUUCAGUUUUCAGGAAACAGAAAACUCGUGGCAUGGCGGCUGCCUGGCACUUGCGGAGCUUGGCCGGAGAGGGCUGCUACUCCCGUCCAGACUCCCCGACGUGGUCCCUCUCAUUUUGAAAGCCCUGACCUACGAUAAGAAGAAGGGUGCAUCCAGUGUGGGCUCCAACGUGCGUGACGCAGCCUGCUACGUGUGCUGGGCCUUCGCCAGGGCCUACGAACCACAAGAGCUCAAUCCCUUUGUCACCCAGAUUGCCAGUGCUCUGCUGAUCACCACUGUGUUCGAUCGCGUUGUCAACUGCCGACGGGCUGCCUCGGCUGCCUUUCAGGAGAAUGUUGGAAGACAGGGCACAUUUCCCCAUGGUAUUGAUAUUAUGACUGCGGCAGACUACUACGCUGUUGGUAAUCUCAACAACUGCUAUUUGAAAAUCAGUGUCUACAUAACUAGUUUCUCUGAGUACACCAAACCCAUGAUAGACCACUUGGUAGCCAUGAAGAUCAACCACUGGGAUGGGGGGAUUCGAGAGCUAGCCACCAAAGCGCUCCACAACCUGACGCCUCAAGCGCCCGAUUAUAUGUCAUUGACAGUUUUGCCCCAGCUGUUGCCCAUGACAGUGGGUGCUGACCUUCACAGUCGGCAUGGAGCCAUCCUGGCAUGUGCAGAGAUCACACACGCCUUGUACAAGCUGGGCGCUCAGACCAACAGGCCUGUGGUGGAGGUCGUCUCAUCAGAAUUCGUGGAUGCCGUGAAGAACUUACACCAGACGAUAUUUGACAGGAAGCAGUAUAGGGGCUUUGGUGGUGAGCUGAUGAGGCCAGCAAUGUGCACUCUCAUAGAGAAGAUGUCCCUUUCCAAAAUGCCUUUCAAGAAUGACCCUGUCAUCACCAGCUGGCAGUGGCUAAUAGAUGACACGCUAAAGAGCCUGCACUUCAUGUCCAGUGGCGUGAGGGAUGGCAUCCAGGAUUCGGCGUUAUCUGCUUUGGCUGCUUUGUGUGAGGAGUUCUACCAAGACCAACCUGGCCACGCUAACCCUCAAAUGCAGGAGAUCCUGGUGUCCCAGUACCUAAACCAACUGAAUAGUCCAGAGGUGCUGACUCGAUGUAGCUCUUGCCUUGCCCUGGGCCGGCUGCCAACUUUUGUGAUCCACAGCAAACUGCAGCAGAUCCUGCAAGGGCUUCAGCAGAUGUGCAUUGCCAGUCAGAAGGACGUGAAUUUUGUAGAGGCCAGGAGGGACGCUGUCAGUGCCAUGGCCCAAGUGUGUAUAAAGGCAGGGGUUAAUGCCCGAGGUUCCCCAGACUCCUUUUUGUGCAGCGAGAACGUGGCGGACGUGUAUGCUGUCUUAUUUGACGGCAUGAGUGACUACACCAUAAGCAGCAGAGGGGACUUGGGUGCUUGGGUGAGAAUGUCGGCGAUGACAAGUCUGAUGGAUAUAACUCUGCUGGUGGUCGCCAGUGCUCCAGAGCUUCUGUCCCCUGACUUGGUAAAGCGAAUGAUGUGCUGCCUGGCCCAGCAGGCAGCUGAAAAAAUUGACCGCUUCAGAGCCCACGCUGGCACCGUCUUCCUGCAACUCCUGCAUAGCACGGAGCCUGCAGUACCUCACAUCCCCCACCGAGAGGAGCUUCUGAGCAUUUUUCCUUAUGAAUCAAAAACCAGUCUGAACUGGAACGCUGCAUCCCAAGCCUUCCCUCACAUCACCCAGUUGCUAAGACUCCCUCAGUACCAGUACCACACCCUGCUGGGCCUAACCGUGUCUAUGGGAGACGUAACCCAGUCUACAGUGCGCUUUUCCUCGGAGUCUCUCUUCAACCAUCUGAAAGGGAUCCAGGAAGACAGCGCUGCCCUGGGGCGGUUUGGUGACAUUCUGCUUCGCAUCUUCAAAGACCAUUUCCGCAACGAAAGAGUGUCUGUUCCAUUCCUCAAGAUGCUGGAUCAGAUGCUGGCAAGCAGCUGCUUCAAAAUCUUCACCACUCAGGAAAAUCACUGGUUCUGUGUGGACCUGUUGGCUCUCUGCAUAGAAGAGAUAAAAAAGUCCAAGAACGUUCAGAAGCUGUGUGCCUGUAUAGCUGUGUUUUGCGGGCUGAUCCAGUUUCAGGGUGAGGUAAGGAAGAAGGUUCUGUCCCAGCUUCUGAGGUACCUCUGCCAUCCUUUCCCUGUGAUCAGGAAAACCACAGCCAGCCAGAUGUACGAGAUGCUGCUGAUCUACGAUGACGUCGUUGAUCCCGAGGUGUUGGAUGAUGCCUUGACCUUGCUAAGUGACACAAAUUGGGAGAGUGGCGUUGCUGAAAUACGGCCCCACAGGAAUCAGCUUUGUGAUUGGUUUGCAGUACCCAGACCGGAGGUGGUUGCCAAGUAGAGCCCGGCCCAAUAGGCAUGUGCUUCCUGUCAACUUGGAAAUGUUAAAUCCAACACCAUCCAGCUCGAGGACGGUUUGGACGAUGGCAGUGGACUGUAAAGCGCAGUUUGUUAGAAACUCUCCAUCUUCCCGCCUUGUUUGUUCUGUUGCAUCUGCUUGACUACAGUGUGCUGUGUAUUCAUUCAUUCAUUCAUCCGCUUAAUGCAAUGUACAUUAGGCGGACGACUCAAAUCUCACUUCAGUCUGUUCAGCCUGUUCAGUCAGUUUUCCAUGACCUGACUGACAAUAAACACAUGAAA